AUGAUUGACGACGAUUCCAAGUAUUUCUGUUUAAGUGGCGAUAUCCCUGUCGGUGGGCCAAGCACCUGGCACGUCACCGAUUGGGACCAGAGACGGGUGGUUUCGGUAACUAUGGACGGAGAGCAAGACGACGAGAGUAUUGCCAUUGAACAUUUCAGCCGCUAUAGCAGCCAACUAUCUCCCGACAUCUAUAGGAUCUAUGUAUCGCAUGCUGGCGAGAUCAUCUCAACAUAUACUGAUCCAAAGGACGAUCCGACCUGCUGCGUGUACUAUCCAUUGCUUCACGAAAGCUUCUUCCCGGAAGGGAUUCAGAUUCAGACAGUACGGCGUGACGAACUUGAGGAACUCGAGAGGCUUGGCCCUGAUGUGGAUCUUGUCUCAUACCUUCCAUGUCUGGGAGCAUCUGCUAAAAAGGAGAUGAACCUGUGGAUGCGUCUACCUCGCCACCCAAAUAUCGUUCCCUUUGACCGGAUUGUCGUUGACGAACUCGAGGGUCGCGUGGUUGGAUUCACCAGCACCUAUGUGCCUGGCGGCAGUCUAGAGGAGAACAAGUCGCGCGUUUUCAGACUGGAGUGGCUAAAGCAGCUCAUAAAGGUUGUAGACGACUUGAACCUCCGAUACAGUAUCUCGCACCAAGAUAUCGCCCCGCGAAACAUCGUCGUUGACGAGUCAACAGACUCUGUCAUGCUCUUGGACUUUAACUUUGCAGCCCGCAUCAAUCAUCCUUCUUCACCUGGGGAGGGUGAGAGUUACCUCGAGGACCGGAACGAUGUUAAGGGCGUUAUAUUCACCACCUACGAGAUUAUUACUCGAGACAAUAGCCUCCGGAGUAGGCCCCACGAAGAGCAGAACCUCGGUGACCUUAGACUAGACUCACUAGAGUGGGCAAAGCAUCCAGAGGUGAAGCUGGACCAUCCAGCUGCGUCAUAUCAGCUCAUAUUGCGAGAAUGGCGGGAGAGAAGGGCAGGAGACCUCAAUGCCGUCGACCCAGACCGCUUGCCAGAUGCCAUUGACUGGCCAUCCUUGCCCAAGCCACCGCAGAAGACAAUUUCCAACAAGGGUCCUCAUGGACAGCUGUCUCUCUUUACCGUAGACAUGUGGGAUGAGAGGCGGCAGGAUGUACGGGAUAGGGGUGAUAAGGUUUUAAGCUGGGAACGGCCGCCGCAGACACUUUUGCACAACGGGACUCGGGUGCUCGCUAGUGGUGAAGUAAUCAACUGUAGCAACUAG
This is a messenger RNA of Pochonia chlamydosporia 170, 1230 nucleotides long. Its product is annotated as protein kinase-like protein. The record is from RefSeq and is a predicted model, not a curated record. Gene Ontology annotation, biological process: protein phosphorylation. Bases 1 to 1230 code for a protein of 409 amino acids. NCBI's taxonomy places the organism in Eukaryota, Fungi, Ascomycota, Sordariomycetes, Hypocreales, Clavicipitaceae. Gene Ontology annotation, molecular function: ATP binding; protein kinase activity. The transcript is spliced from 2 exons.